Podarcis lilfordi (Lilford's wall lizard) is the source of this 7674-nucleotide messenger RNA. The record is from the annotation of a GenBank genome assembly. Lineage: Eukaryota; Metazoa; Chordata; Lepidosauria; Squamata; Lacertidae.
AUGAGCGGGCAGCGUGUGGAUGCCAAAGUUGUGAUGCUGGGCAAAGAGUACGUGGGCAAGACCAGCUUGGUGGAGCGAUACGUUCACAACCGCUUCCUUGUGGGACCUUACCAGAACGUGAGUGUGUCCUUCGGGGGGUGGGGGGCAGAUGUGGAGAGCCUUUCAAGUGGCAACUGGGUUGAGCAAUCUGUAGUCCUCUUCCGCUCCCACCCCUCCACUUCUUAAAUCUUUAUCAGUGAAUCUUGUAUGUUGUGAAAUGGACAUUUGGUGAGCGGUUUGUAACCACAAAGGAACUUUGAAGCCUAAAAGAAAGUGAAACUAAGAAGGCCCAUAAGACAACAUGCCAUAUCAGAAGGGGCCAUGUUGGCUAGGGAAAAGAAAGAAACUGCUAAUAUCUGCUAUCUGUUAAAGGUAGCCUCUAUUAAAGGUAGCCUUGCAAAGAGAUUCACUGAUGUCACUAAUCCACAGAAAUAUUUACUAGCUUACCUGUCAGUAUGUACUUGUGUUAGUCAUUUGUUUGUAAUGUUCUGACAGCCUAAAAGAAGUGUGUGGGGGGGGUGCAGCAAUUCUUUUCCUAUUUGUAAAAACUUCCUGGUUUGGCUGUCUGGAAAAAAUACCGUAUUUUUUGCACCAUAACACUCACUCUUUUCCUCCUAGAAAGUAAGGGGAAAUGUCUGUGCGUGUUAUGGAGCGAAUGCCUACGGAUGAUGGGGGGAUCUGCUGCAGUCGUGAGCAGAGGAUCCAUGGUUCCCCUUCCUUCCCUCCUCCGUGGCUCGCUUUGAAACAGCAAAGCGGGAGUAGAGCCUCUGAGUGGGGAGGAGAGAGGGACUGAGACCCUGCUUGCUUUAAAGAAGCAAAGCGGGAGAGGAGAGGAGCCACUUACAUGAGUGUAAGCGGCUCCUGUCCAGUUGGCUCCUUUAAAGCAAGCAGGGUCUCUGUCCCUCUCUCCUCCCCACUCAGCUGGCUAAAUAGCAGCAAAGUUUUUCAGCGAGCUGGGGAGGAAGGAGAGAAGCAGAGCCUUUAAAGGAGCAAAGCGGGAGAAGAGAGGAGCCUUCUCCUCUUAUACCCUUCUUCUGCAUUAUUAACAGCAUCCUUCUCCACCCACCCCAUGCGUGUUCCUUGUCCCUUGAGUGCUUUUCCUUCCCUCCCCACUUAAAACGUGGUUACAAAGCACGGAUCCACAUGGAUCCUCAGGAUUUUUGCACUGGGUCACCCCAAAUUCACCAUCAGAUCACAUAGCAUGUCCAUGGCUACAGCUUGCACCAAAAAAAUCACGCACCCACUGUUGCCUGGGGCCACAGUGGUGCAAAAACGGGGUUACAAAGCAUGGAUUCACAUGGAUCCUCAGGACUUUUGCAUUGGGCUACUCCAAACUCACCGUCAGAUCACAUGUCUGUGGCCACAGCAUGAACCACAAAAAUCAUACAUCCUCUGUUUCGUUUAGAAUAUUUUUUUUCUUGUUUUCCUCCUCUAAAAACUAUGUGCGUGUUAUGGUCGGGUGCGUGUUAUAGAGCGAAAAAUACGUACUUGUUUGCCACUAGUGGCUACUUUUAAAGAGCUGAUGAGGUGGUGCAGCUGCAUUCAUAUGUAUUCUUCUCAUUUUAGACAAUAGGUGCUGCGUUUGUAGCCAAAGUGAUGCCAGUGGGAGGUCGGACCAUAACCUUGGGAAUCUGGGUAAGUCUUAAUGACACUGGCUGUGUGUGGCAAACAUAAAGUACCAGAGAACUAAUGGGACAUGCUUUGGCUAUGCAGGGGAGGGGGGGACAAGUGUGAGGAGGCUUUUAGAACAGUGUUUCCCAAACGUUUCCCCCAUGAACAACUUGAAAUUUGCUAAGGGUCUUGGUGCACUACUUAACUAUUUUUCUUUUUGUUGUAAUGCACUAUGCUAGAUGCUGCAUGGUUUUCGUAAUACACUAUCAAUUCCAAUUGUAAUACAAAUGGUAAUACAAUAAAAGACAAUAUGUUUCUGGCUCCUGGUCUUCACUCCUUUCAAGUCGCUUCCUCCUACCUGUUGCUUCUGGUCUGUCCCAGAGCUGCCACUGCUCCUGUUGUUCACAGACAUGCUGCAAACCACCUGAGUUAGGUUUGUGGGGCACCGUUUGGGAGCUUUAGAGCUUUCUCGGUGGUAGCACCCCGACUGUGGAACGGCCUUCCCAGAGAUGCUUGCUUGGCACCUUUCUGGCACCAUGUAAAGACCUCUCUAUUUAGCCUGGCCUUUGAAACAAUUUGUGGUCUUCAAAUCCCAGCUCUUAAUGUCUGGUGUUUACUGUUGUACACUGGUUUUCUCUCUGUGUGUUUAAUGCUGCUAUUUAAUUAUUUCGCACUUGUAGCUGAAUCACUGUGUUUUCUCUUUUAUUUCUUUUGAGCUGCCCAGCAAACGUUCUAUUUACUCCACAACGCUGACAGUUUUUCUUUUCGUUCCUUCACUUUGAUCAGCCUGUUUUGCGUUUAAUUGAAAAAGGGCUUUAUGCCAAGCUCUAGGGGCUGGAUUCCACUGCCCAGUUCUGUUAGCAGACGCCAGCACAAGGCCUCCCACUACUGCGGUUGGGCUUUCCCCAUUGCUGUAUGUUUCCCCUAAAGCUGCUCUGGAGAGUUGGGUGAAUCCCCAGAACAAUAUACAGUGGUACCUCAGUUUUCAAACGUAAUCUGCUCCAGAAGACUGUUUGAGUUCUGAAACUUUUGAAAACUGAAAACUCAAUAGCCGACAGCCAGGCCUCAGGAUCCUGCACUCAGCAGAAGCCACAUGGCACGUUCGACUUCCGAGGCGUGUUCGAAAACCGAAGCAUUUACUUCCGGGUUUACAGCAUUCAAAAACUGAAAUGCUCGUCAGUGGAGACGUUCGAAAACCGAGGUACCGCUGUACAGGGAAGUGAAAUCAUUUUGACAGACAAGCAGACUGGCUCCUUAGUGCUAUGUUGAAUUCCACUGGGAUUCUAAGCUGCUGGGUACAAAAUCUUACUGUUUCUCCCUUUUCUAGGAUACAGCUGGCUCAGAGCGUUAUGAGGCCAUGAGCCGGAUAUACUACCGUGGGGCAAAAGCUGCCAUUGUAUGUUAUGGUAAGAGUUCACUUGCAUGCCAACUCAGGUACCCAUGUAGCUCUGGACUACCAAUGCUAGGAGAACAGUCUUACAAACUUGGAAAGGGCUGUGCUAGCCAAUCCAUUGUUCUGAAGGAGAUUUGUGUGCAAAUAUUUGGGAACAGUAUCAAACAAAUACAGAGGGAGUAUAAUUGGGAUGUUGUUUGGGGAUUAUUGCUUGCUACAUACUCAGGCCCUCCUUCUAUCAGUAUGUUACUUGAGGGUCCCUUGAUCUCUCCAUUGUCAUCGCUUUCUUACAGUGACAGACUGCUCUCUAGUUGCACAGACUUGGUUCCUCCGCAGAUGUGCAGGUGUCCAGUUAAAAACUCCAUGGAAAUACCAAUUCCUCAGGAUGUGGUCACUUAGCCGCUGCUUUACUUGCCAGCUUUACUGCCUCUUUUCUUGUUUCCUAAGCUGUGUCUAUUAGCAGUUUCACUUCCACAAUAGAGAGGGCAGUUUGCUCUGCCUCAGAACUAGCAGCAGUGAGAGAUUCUCAUGCAUUGCUUUGGGGGUUGUAUCAUUGUGCUUGUGUUUGUGAAAAGAGCUAGCCCCUGCCAAAUACAUUUUAUAUCCUCAAAUAGAGCCCACAUGGCAGCCUGCUUCUUCUGUUGGGGCAACACUUACCUUGCACCAUUCAGACACCAAUUCCUGUCUUCAUUUGUGUCCAUCCCCCUUCCCUCUCCAUGGCGCCACUUUAAGAGUGCCCUGUAAAGGCCAGAAGGGAGGCAAGGAGCUGCCUCUAUAGUGCUCCUGUCUUUAAGAGGACAGCUCUGUGAAAGCUGCACGUGUAGUUCUAUCUCCUCCCCAAUAGCUAUUAUGAUGGCAGCAGAGUUGCUGAAAUCGUUAGUCUACCACUAGUCUGGGAUAAAUUACAUGAUUUGUGUUGGCCAUGGGAGAUUCCUUAUCAUUGGAGGUUUCCUGGUGUUUCUUUGCCUGAACACAAAACUGCAUGGGUAUUACCUUAAUAGGAGGGAAAACGUCUCUACCCAGUGAUACUAGGCUGUGGUUUGGCAUACCAAGGCAGUCAAACUGUGGCUGCUCAACAGGACUGGCUCUACAGUAAGGUGAAAUGAGACAGGAGCCUCAGGCAGUUGAUGGGUGAUGGUGGUAAGAGAGACACAGUGAGAUGUUGGAGGGCAGAGCUGUGUGUGCCACAUGGCCUGUCUUGUGUCCUCUAAGCUAGAAUGACACUGUCCUCUUGCCACUGUUGAGACGAGAUUCAACUACCAGUCCAGUUAGCUUUUGUACAUGGAAAGAGGGGGCCAUUUUGCUCUUUACCUCAGGCAAAAAAAAUGUAUUGCUCCAGCCCUGGUGUCUAAGUGAAGAAAGCUGGGCAGUUCCCAUUAGCCUUUCCUUUAACUCUUCGUGGAAGGGGAUUUGUGUGUGUGGCGCUGUGGGUUAAACCACAGAGCCUAGGGCUUGCCGAUCAGAAGGUCGGCGGUUCGAAUCCCUGCAACAGCAUGAGCUCCUGUUGUUCGGUCCCUGCUCCUGCCAACCUAGCAGUUUGAAAGCAUGAAGUGCAAGUAGAUAAAUAAAUCCCACUCCGGCGGGAAGGUAAACGGCGUUUCCGUGCACUGCUCUGCUUCGCCAGAAGUGGCUUAGUUGUGCUGGCCGCAUGACCCAGAAGCUGUACGCCAGCUCCCUCGGCCUAUAGAGCGAGAUGAGUGCCGCAACCCCAGAGUCGUCUGCGACUGGACCUAAUGGUCAGGGGUCCCUUUACCUUUACCUUAUCUUAUUAUACACAUUUCAGUUGUGUGCCACAAAAGAACUCAAGAUGUGUGGACAGAGGCUCUAUUAUGAGCUGUUCAGGGAAAGAGAGCAAUUCUUUCCUAGCCAACCUAUUCAUUUCAGUACCUCAGUUACUCUGCCUAUAUAUACAGGGGUCAGUGAAUCUGCUUUAUGAACUUUUUGGGUGGGAUCUAGUCUUGACACCUCCCCACUUCCACAGAUCUUACUGAUAGCAGCAGUUUCCAGAGAGCAAAAUUCUGGGUGAAUGAGCUGCAGAACUUUGAGGAGGUAAGUAGAUCUCCAUUUCCAGGCAGAGAGAAAAGAAAUAUUCGCCUCACUGGGAGAGCCACAGGGAAUGUUGGUCUUACAGAGGAGCAUCAUUCUAUAAUUUGUAUACUGGGACACUGGAGGGCAGUUCCUCAGGGGGAGGGAGGAAGGGAGGGUGGCCAGUUGUUGAUUGGUUACAUGGUUGCUUGACUUGUAUCUCAUGUUUUUGAGAAGGUUAAAAGUAUGAGGCUUCCAGACCGUCUCCCAGGUGGAUUUAGCAGCACAACAGCAUUGUGUGUAACCAUUCCCUGAGCAAUGUUAAUUGUGUGCACCUUAGGAUUGCAUUUUGGGCAUGUCAAAUUAUUACUGUUACUACUACUACUACUACAUUUUAAUUUAUUACCUGCCCUUCACCCUAAGGUUCCAGGGCAGGUUACAACAAUUUAAAAUACAGUAUGAAACAGUUUUAAAACUUACAAUUAAAAAAACCACAGUCACACAAAAAUAGGGUGGGUCCUGUUGGUUUGGCUACAUGGAUUCUUGGCAAUACCUGCUUGCUAGACUGACCUUGUAUGGAAGUACUUGCCUUGUUCUCUUUCUCUGCAGAACUGCAGGAUCUAUUUGUGUGGCACCAAGUGUGAUUUGUUGGACGAGGACAGGAGAAGGCGAGGAAUUGACUUCCAUGAUGUGCAGGACUAUGCGGAUGGUUAGGCUUUUCUUCUUCACUUGUUGGGAGGAGAGAAAGGGAAUCACAGUGCACCAGGAGCUCUUAACAUUGGUGCAUCUACAAUGGCGGUCCCCAUUGUAGAGUAAAACGACUAAAACUUUCCGUCUGACAUACUGUCAUUUCAGAGAUCAAAGCCGAGCUGUUUGAAACCUCCAGUAAGACUGGACAGAAUGUGGGUGAGUAUUGCUUCCAGGGUGCAUUGCAAGGCUUUAUGGUGCUUAAGUGUGGCUAAUGCCUCUGGACAGUCACGCCCAGAGUGAGAAGACUGCUGUUCUCCUUUUGGUUGGGGACAGUUUGCAUAUGGCGUCACUGUGGCUCCUGAUAAAUAAGGGUGAUGCUGAGUACCUUGCCCAUGCUUUCUCACCAGGUGGAACUGCACCACAAUUCCAAAUUCCACUAAGAUCAAGAUUAUGGCUGCAAUCUGAUGAGAGUGGACAAGUGGGGCAGGGCAGUAGAUCUCAGGGUAUCACUGUGUUUACCAAAGGAUAUCCAGGAUGCUUAUUUCUGAGUUUUGUUCCCUUUUAUCAUUCAGUCAUAAUUUUGUAGCCAGUGGCCAUUUGCUGCCUCCCAAGUUCAGGUCAGUUCAGGUGUUCCUACUGAAGCCAGCUGUGGGCGAGACACCAAUCCUGUGUUGCUGUGUUUUGUUUACAGAUGAGCUCUUCAUGAAGGUGGCUGAGGAUUAUGCGCAGCUUACUGCCUUUCAGGAGAUGACAGGUGAGUUUCUGAACAAGAUACUUCCACUCUGUGUGUGUGUGCUCACAUGUUCUUCUGAACAUGCAUAGAACCUCUGGUGCAAAUAUAUUUCCUGGACAUGAAAGUGGGACUUCGGGACACGCUGAAUAAGAAAAAAACGUGUUUUAAGAAUGCCCAUGAUUGUUUACGUGUGUAGAAAGCAGAGACUCCAUGAACUGCAUUUCCAAAUGAACUCUAUUGCCUCUGGGAAGAGAGGAGCUGGGGAAAGCUGGGACCUAAUUGCAGUGGUUCAGGGUAGGGGGAGGUAUAGUGUGUAAGGUGGGGUAGACUGUAAGGGGCACACAGCACAGGCAGUUAGCGACUGUGCAGUGUGCCAGCCCCUCCUCCACCUGGGGAAUUGCAGUUGUCCUGUCAGCCAGCUCUUGGACUUGCUGCUGCUGCUGCUGUUGCUGAAUGCCAGGUUUGCUCUUGAGUAAGACCUCCCUCACCCAUGAUCUGAUUGUGGAUGAGGAGGCUGUUGUGGUAUGUAUCAUUGAGACCUGGCUGGGUGAGCAGGGUGGAGUUGAUCUGUGCCCACCUGGAUACUUGGUGUGGCAUCAGGACAGACUUGAGGGUCAGGGAGGGGGAGUUGUGGCAGUCUGUAGACUCUCCCCAUAUGAACCAGCCUGGGCCCUAUGAUCAUCUGAAGCCCUUAUUUGUGUGCCUCCUCCGUGAGAGGUCUAGAGGGUGGCAACACAAGAAUGAGCCUUUUCUGUGGUGACUCCGUCUGGGCAACGUUCUCCCCAGGAAGGCACACCUGGCACCUUCGUUGCAUAUCUUUAGGCAAAAGGUGAAAACCAGGCAUUUCAACCAGGCAUUUGGCUGGUUAACAGUCCAUGGCUUUUUAGAUGUGUUUGUGGGAGGGGGAAGUUAUUGGUUUGCUUUUAUUAUAUAUUUUGUACUUUUCUGUUGUGAACCACACUAGGCUCUUUAGAUGAAGGACUGUAUGCAAACUUUAUCUGGACAGGGCGGGACUUUUCCCUGGGAGAAAUAAAUCCUCUUAACAGAGCCAUUGAAUAUUCUGCUGCUACAAAUCUGCCCCACUUGCCUAACCCUUGUAUAUGUUCUGCUUUCAGAGGAGAAAGGAGUUGAUCUGAGCCAAAAGAACACUACCACCUACUUUUAUAGCUGUUGCCAUCACUGA